Messenger RNA from Budorcas taxicolor (takin), 2527 nucleotides. RefSeq names its product BAG cochaperone 4 (gene BAG4). Bases 2 to 1375 code for a protein of 457 amino acids. Gene Ontology annotation, biological process: protein stabilization. Lineage: Eukaryota; Metazoa; Chordata; Mammalia; Artiodactyla; Bovidae. Gene Ontology annotation, cellular component: membrane; cytoplasm; cytosol. The transcript has 5 exons. Gene Ontology annotation, molecular function: adenyl-nucleotide exchange factor activity; protein-folding chaperone binding. The record is from RefSeq and is a predicted model, not a curated record.
CAUGUCGGCCUUGAGGCGCUCGGGCUACGGCCCCAGUGACGGCCCGUCUUAUGGCCGCUACUACGGGCCUGGGGGUGGAGAUGUGCCGGUGCACCCGCCUCCGCCCGUCUACCCCCCGCGCCCCGAGCCUCCCCAGCCUCCCAUUUCCUGGCGGGGGCGCGGGGGCGGCCCGGCGGAGACCACCUGGCCGGGGGAAGGCGGAGGAGGCGAUGGCUACUACGCGUCUGGAGGCGCCUGGUCAGAGCCGGGUCGUGCUGGCGGAGGCCACCAGGAGCAGCCACCAUAUCCUAGUUACAGUUCUAACUAUUGGAAUUCUGCUGCCCGACCUCGGGCUCCUUACCCAAGUACAUACCCUGUAAGACCGGAAAUGCAAAGCCAGAGUUUGAAUUCUUACACAAAUGGGGGAUACGGCCCACCAUACCCCACUGGCCCAGGGACAACUACUGCCUCAUACCCUGGGGCCUAUUACACCCCUGGGUAUGCUCAGACCAAUUACUCCACAGAGCUUCCAAGCACUUACCGUUCACCUGGCAACAGCCCAACCCCGGUCUCCCGUUGGAUGUACCCCCAGCAGGACUGCCAGACUGAAGCGCCCCCUCUUAGGGGGCAGGUUCCGGGAUAUCCUGCUUCACAGAACCCUGGAAUGAGCGUACCCCAUUACCCUUAUGGGGAUGGUAAUCGUAGUGUUCCACAACCAGGACCACCCGUACGACCCCAGGAGGACUCAUGGGCGCCUCCAGGUGCUUAUGGAAUGGGAACCCGGUACCCCUGGCCUUCAGCUGCGCCCUCAGGACCACCGGGGAGUCUCUACAUGAAUGAGAGCACUUCAUCGUGGCCUACCAGUGGCUCUCCUCAGCCACCUCCUUCACCGCCACCCCCACAGCCUAAGGACUCCUCCUACACCUACAGCCAACCAGACCAGGGCAUGAGCCAGCACAACUUUCCAUGUAGUGUCCAUCAGUACGAGUCCUCGGGAUCGGUGAAUGAUGACAGUUCGGAGCUUUUGGAUUCCCAGGUCCAGUAUAGUGCUGAGCCUCAUCUGUACGGUAAUGCCACCCACGAACAUCCCAGCACUCAAGACCAGGGUAAUCAUCUUGCUGAAGAGUGUUUAUCUUCAGAUGAAGGGACUCCCCCAAGCAUUAAAAAAAUCAUACAUGUGCUGGAGAAGGUCCAGUAUCUUGAGCAAGAAGUAGAAGAGUUCGUAGGAAAAAAGACAGACAAAGCCUACUGGCUUCUGGAAGAGAUGCUAACCAAGGAACUCCUGGAACUGGAUUCAGUUGAAACUGGGGGCCAGGACUCCGUCCGGCAGGCCAGGAAAGAGGCGGUUUGUAAAAUCCAGGCCAUACUGGAAAAAUUGGAAAAAAAGGGAUUAUGAAGGGAUUUAGAACAAAGGGGAAGCCUGUUACUAACUCGACCAAAGAACUCUUGAUUUUGGUUAAUUACCCUCUUUUUGAAAUGCCUGUUGACGACAAGAAGCAAUACAUUCCAACUUUCCUUUGAUAGAAAGCUUGAAAAACUGAUAAAGGACUCGGCAGAACAGUUGGGUUAUGAGUUGUUUUCAGACCAGUGAAUGUAAGAGAGAGCUCUCCAGUUAUCAGUAUUGCCAAGUAGACUCGCCCAGUAAGAAAUACAUGGGUGUCCUCGGCAAGCUGCUUCUUAUCAGCAGGAGGGGAAUUCACCUUAUGUAACAGGCUCCUCAGAAACCUACAGGAUAAGACUGGAUGUUCUUUGGACAGGCUCUGUUUUUUUAAAACAUCUGGAUAACUUGUCACAUUUUUGUACAUUGUAACUGCUUUCACCAUACACUUUGUGUGUAAAUUACAGCUUGGACUUUAGCCCCCUUGGACCUCUGUUUUGUUUUGUUAUUUGCAGUUCACAAAUAUAGUAUGAUUCUCUACUUCUUGGUAUAUUUUGUAGUAAUAUGUUUAAUUACUCAAGAGACUGUACUGACAGCCAGAUAGUAUGGCAGUUCUGGAUAAAUUUGUACCCUUUUACCACUUGAAUAUAUUGCACCGUGUAAUGAGUUUCCGAGGUAGAUUGUCUCCUCUUUUGUACAGAUUAUCAGGUUAAGAGUUUUACCACUUCUAUUUUUCUUGUUACUAUCAGAAGGUUAAUUUGGAAAUGGCAUGGCUAUAGGAAUGAAAAUGUGGGCAUAUUCUUUUUUUGCUUUCUUCAUUGUAUUUGGAUGAAGCUCCACUUUAAAAUCCACCACCCCCCCUCCACUUCAUUAUCUUUUUACUACAGCUACUUCCAUUCAGAGCAAUGUGAUGAACACAAAUAAAAACACCAUGCCGAGGAGAAACAGUCACUGCAAAAGUAACAGGCACAACCAUUUGGGAAUCCUAUUCUCCAUCUAAAAUAGUAGCUUCACUGUCAAGGUCCCUAUGAGCGGACUUCAGCCCAGCUUAUCUGCUCAGUGUACAGUAAGAUAUACAGAGGGUAAAAGGAUUCAUGCUCUGGGACUGAAUCAGCCACAGCCAGAGUGGGAAAUUAUGUUCUUUUAAAGGCAGAUGUGAUGGUUAGCUUU